AUGGGCCGCAGUUCAAGACCUAAAUGGAGCAUUGUAAAAAAAUCAAAAGAAUCAUGGGACGAUAUUGUUGAAAGAACAGAAGAUCAUUUUGUGGAAUCACUGGAACAGUGGCGGUCUCAGGUUGGCAUAGAAAAGAUGACCCUUUGCGGCCACUCCAUGGGUGGUUAUUUCGCUACCUGCUAUGCCUUGAAAUAUCCUGAUCGAGUGCGAAAACUGAUCUUGGUGUCGCCAGCUGGUAUCCCAGAACGACCUCCCGAACUCGGACCUGACCCGCGAGAAGCGCCUGGCGCUUCACCGAAAGAAUUAUUGACAAAAGAAGCCUCCGAGCUGGCGGCUGCAAACGACACGGCAACGAUGUCUGCUGAGGCCAUCGCCCAAUCCAACGGAGAUCCGCAAGUAUUACCUUCACCACCAGUGCGUAAAAUUCCUGCAUGGGCGAAAUAUCUUUGGGACAAAAACAUUACACCCAUGAGCAUCGUUCGUUUCAGUGGACCCUUUGGAGCAAGCCUUGUCAAUAACUAUGCAUCAAAACGGUUUGCUCAUUUAAAUGUUGACGAACGACAUGAUCUAUAUGACUAUCUGUAA
Messenger RNA from Radiomyces spectabilis, 585 nucleotides. RefSeq names its product Alpha/Beta hydrolase protein. The record is from RefSeq and is a predicted model, not a curated record. NCBI's taxonomy places the organism in Eukaryota, Fungi, Mucoromycota, Mucoromycetes, Mucorales, Radiomycetaceae. Bases 1 to 585 code for a protein of 194 amino acids. The transcript has 4 exons.